Molecule: messenger RNA, 3101 nt
Organism: Centruroides sculpturatus (bark scorpion)
Lineage: Eukaryota; Metazoa; Arthropoda; Arachnida; Scorpiones; Buthidae
Product: rho GTPase-activating protein 6-like
Exons: 12
Coding region: 204-2351 (715 amino acids)
Biological process (GO): signal transduction
Source: RefSeq, a predicted model, not a curated record
UACACACGCUCUCACUCACUAACUUAAUAGCUCGAUAAAAAGCCUUUGACACUAAAACACCAGAAUCUCUCUGUCGUGCGAGGAAAAUUGCCAUUUUCUGACCAAUCAGCAUCGCUACCGAUUGCAAACACCCCCCCACGUGGACGGGACUUUAGUUUGGUGGAUGAGAGUGGUGCAGUCACUGAUGUAGAUCGAUCAGAAGUAUGGGAGUAUUUGGCUUGGAUAACGAACAAGAUGUGUCUGACAUGCAGAAGAAUAAGAAUCAAACUAAUAGCUCUAACAGACUGACGAUCGUCCCGAAAAAAUUGUGGAAAUCAAGAGCCAAGUCGCAGACAAGAGUACCUGCAACUACUACUUGCGCUUGGAUGCCUGAGGGUAACUGUUGUUGGAAGACCGAAAAUGGAUACAAAGUGACCCUCUCAGCUUGCAAUCUUUUGACACUGAGUGAAGUAGAAAGGUUAGCUUUACAACAAAUGGCUCUAACUAAAUUGAGAGCCAUGAAUUUGAACUGUAAAGUCGAUAUACCUAAAGCUGAUAGCUCAGCUUUAAAAAUGAAGCGACGAACAGCUUUACUAAGAACCAAGGCCAAAACAGCUACUUUGGAUGGCAAAGACAUUCCUUCAGAAAAUUCAUUAUUUGGAAUACCUUUACAGCAAUGCAUACAGAAAGAACGGCUGUCACGUCAUAGAGGUUCGGUGCAACCUUUACUCGCAGUCGAUGACGUCACGAAUUACCCAAAUUUUCUCGAUGACGCUCGUUUAGGUGCCACUUCCAAGAGAAACAGCUUGUGUCCGGAUAAUAUCGAAGCCCAAACGGAUGAUAAUGAUGGCUACCUGAGUAACAUGGAAUCUUCCGAUCCCCAGAUACCAAAUGUUGUGAAUUCGUGUGUUCGACAUUUGGAAGAAUACGGACUGCACACUUUGGGAUUAUUCAGAGUCACCAGUUCCAAGAGAAGAGUUAGACAGUUGCGAGAAGAUUUAGAAAGUGGAUCGAUAGUGAACCUGAAUGAAAAUCACCAUCCUCACGACGUUGCCCAAUUACUGAAAGAAUAUUUUCGCGAUCUUCCCGAACCACUUUUGACCAGGGAUCUCUAUUCGUGUUUUGUGGCCGCCCAAAGACAGAAAGACGAAAACAAACAAUUGGAUAUAAUCCGCUAUUUAAUAUAUUUGCUACCAGUUCAAAAUAGAGAUACUCUAUGGACGUUGUUGCACUUUUUAUCAAUUGUAGCGCAGAAUGCCGUCGAUACUUGCAGCACAAAUGGCGUCAGACAACUGGGAAACAGAAUGGAUUCGUCAAAUCUUGCCACUUUAUUUGGUCCAAACAUCUUGCACACGUCACAGAAAAAAGGAAAAGAUUACGAAUAUGUUGUAGAGAGGGCAUACAAACCCGAAGAAUGCUGCGACGUGAUCAAUGUGGUUCAGAAACUCAUAGAUAACUACAGGAGACUAUUUACGGUGAAGGCAGACGAUUUGGACAGUACUUAUCGUCGUCUUCUUCUAGAGGAUCCGGAUGCUCUACAGAAUAUAUUAAAUAAACUCUACAUCCAUAAAUUAGAAUCUGGAAGAGGAAAUCAAAAUUCAUAUUCAGAUGGAAGACAAACAUUUGUUCAAGAAGUAAAAAUAGAAAGAUCGAGGCAAAGAGAUAAGAAAACAGUUGUUUUACCCAUUAUUACUAUCAGCAGCGAUAAUAAAAAUACCAAAAGUAGCACUCAGUUACUUGAAGAUGAUAGUAAUAAUACUCUAGUUCCACCGGGAUUGAGAGACGAUUCUCCAUCGUUGAGAAGGAAAAGUUUUCCUGAUCAGAUCAUUGAUAGGUCUUCAUUACUAGACGUUAAUUCUCAAGUCAAACCACCGACAUUUACAUUCUUUGUUGACCAAGAUAAUUGUCUUAGCAGGAGUAAUGAAUGUAUUUCAGUGGACGAUUCAAAACAGGAAACUUUAGAUUAUUACAAAAUUACUAAAACGAGCAAAGAAGAAUAUUUAACUUUGUCUCCCGGUAACAUUCAAACUGAAGAACAGUCUCAGAGAGGAAGAAGGUAUCUGAAAAAACCUGAAGAUAAAUUCUCCAUUGAGAAAAGUGCAUCCACUUCGUCAAUUGCUAGUAACAAAAUACACGAGAAACGAGAAAAAUCACACAAAAUAACCAAACAUUCGUCUAAAGUUAAUUCUAAACAAACUGGAGCAAACACUUUGUCCAAAAUGGUAUCGCUUAUCGUGAAUCCAAACUACGAUACUAAUCCACAAUCAGGUAAUCAAAGAAAUACGAAUCACAAUCAUUCUUCGGCGGUUCAUUAUCAGCAGGAGAGGUGGAAACGCUGGGAAAUAAUAGCGUCGGAACACACUGAAGUGUAAUUUUAUCAUACGUGCAUUAUUUUUUUAUGACUUUGAGGGAUCAAACAUUAUGCAUAAAUUAUUUGUUUGUUGAUUAUGAAUAUAUACGUGAAUAUUUGAUACAAUUUCGAUACCGUAGUUAUAUUUAAUGGCAUCGAUAUGUUGUACUGUUAUUUUGGAUAUGACGAUUAAUUUUAAAGAGAGACUAUAAAGAAAUCUUUUAAGAUAAUUAAAAAUUACCUUUAAUAUAAAUGGCAUUUUCAACAAAUUCUUAAAUCCUGAUUUACAUGUAAAUGUAUCAAAUAAAAUUAACAAAAAACAAAAUUAUUUGACAGGAAAAAAAGCAGAAAAUGCAGGAAUUUGCAUAAUUAUCUAACAAAAAGUAUUAUGUCGGUUCAGAAGUACUUUUAUAAUACAGCAAAAUUGGAAUGCAUAUUAAGGCACAACUUUGUUUUUUGUAUAAGAAACAAUAUGGAUAUUUUUUAAUCAAAAAACAUUUUUACCGUGUCACGUCGAAUGCAUAAAAUGUCAGUUUUAUAAACAGCCGAAUUUAAUGCCCGCAAAAAUGGUUACAAAUAUUUCAACCGAAUACAGAUUCAAUCACCUGUAAUAGAAAUACAAUGUAAUUGCCGACUCACUUCCCUAAAAAAUAGUUUUUAUCACAGAGAAUAAAAACAAAAUAUAAAUUUACAAGCCUGUAGGAUAAUGCAACGUUGGCAAUGUGUGGCAUGCCGUCACAUAAGAAUAUAAAAAAGAAUAUGUCAGUGUUUC